AUGGUUUAUAUGAUAUACUGUUUGUUGUUUGGUCUUGUAGUAGGUUUAGCGGCUGUUGCCUCUAAUCCCUCGCCUUACUUUGCGGCUCUGGGGCUGGUGUUGGUUGCAGGGAUGGGUUGUGGGGUAUUAGUGGGGCACGGAGGCUCUUUUUUAUCUUUAAUCUUGUUUUUAAUUUAUCUUGGAGGAAUACUGGUCGUAUUUGCAUAUUCGGCUGCAUUGGCAGCUGAGCCUUACCCGGAGGGGUGGGGGAGUUGGCCUGUUUUAGGGUUAGCGGUAGGGUAUUUAGUUGGAGUCGGUGUGGCGGCGGGAAUAGUAAUAGGGGGUUGAUACCAGGAAAGUUGAAUGGUGUGUGAUGAGUUUGGAGAAUUUUCUAUAUUGCGUGGUGAUAUCAGUGGGGUGGCUAUAAUGUACUCGUCAGGAGGAGGUUUGUUAAUUACAGGGGCGUGAGUGCUCUUGUUGACGUUGUUUGUUGUGCUAGAAUUAACACGAGGAAUAGGCCGGGGGGCGCUGCGAGCAGUCUAA
This is a messenger RNA of Cyprinodon variegatus (sheepshead minnow), 522 nucleotides long. NCBI's taxonomy places the organism in Eukaryota, Metazoa, Chordata, Actinopteri, Cyprinodontiformes, Cyprinodontidae. The record is from the annotation of a RefSeq genome assembly.